Molecule: messenger RNA, 1719 nt
Organism: Lotus japonicus
Lineage: Eukaryota; Viridiplantae; Streptophyta; Magnoliopsida; Fabales; Fabaceae
Exons: 3
Coding region: 1-1407 (468 amino acids)
Molecular function (GO): zinc ion binding
Source: RefSeq, a predicted model, not a curated record
AUGAGAAUUGGAAUUACCAGAUACAGAGCUUGGAAAGGUAAGAAGUUGGCAACUGAGGAGGUUGAUGGAGCUGCUGAAAUGCAGUAUACUUUGCUUUGGAGAUUCAGCAAUGAGUUGAGAAGGAGGGAUGCAGGUAACACAUGCAAAAUCAACUUUGUGACACCAAGAGCUAGCUUGCAUCCUAGGUUCCUCAGAUUUUAUAUGUGCUUAGAAGGGUGUAAGAGAGGGUUUCUGGGGGGAUGUAGGCCAUUUAUUGGCUUGGAUGGAUGCCAUCUAAAAACAAAACAUGGAGGGAUCCUUUUGUCAGCUGUAGCUCAUGAUCCAAAUGAGGAAUACUUCCCCCUUGCCUUUGCUGUGGUUGAAUCAGAGAACAAGGACAGUUGGAGGUGGUUUAUGGAGCUGUUGAUGGAUGACAUUGACCCUACAAGGUCAAGUAGAUGGUGCUUUAUCUCAGACCAACAAAAGGGUUUGAUGGAAGUCUUCAAAGAAGAGUUGCUCCAAGGUUGUGAUCAUAGGCUGUGUGUGAGACAUCUGUAUGCAAAUUUGAAGACAAAGUUUGGUGGUGGAGUUCUUUUAAGGAACCUGAUGAUGGCAGCCGCAAAAGCUACAUAUGAAGAAGAAUGGAGGGAGAAAAUGCAGCUCAUUAAGGAAAAGAAUUUGCUUGCCUAUGAAUGGUUGAUGGAGAAACCAACAUCUUCUUGGUGCAGGCAUGCAUUUAGCAUUUGGCCCAAGUGUGAUGUCAUCAUGAACAACCUCUCGGAGUCCUUCAAUGCUGCAAUUAUUUUGGCCAGAGACAAACCUAUUCUCACUAUGAUGGAGUGGAUUAGGACCUAUGUCAUGGGGAGGUUUCCAAAGAUGAUGGAGAAGCUUAACAACUGGACAGGUCAGAUUAUGCCCAAGCCACUUAAAAGAAUAGGAUUUGAGGUGGGAAAGAGCAAGAACUGGAUUCCUAGGCAAGUGGGAAAUGAGAAGUUUGAAGUUCGCCAUGCUCACACUUUGCAGAGGCAUGUUGUAAGCUUGAGGGACAGGAAAUGCAGCUGCAAAUUCUGGGAGAUCAAUGGCUUUCCUUGCAGGCAUGCAGUGUGUGGAAUUAACUUCAAGGGUUAUGAUCCAAAGAGCUAUGUUGAUGAUUGUUACAAAAGAGGUGCUUUCAGGGCUACUUAUGAACAUGAAAUCACUCCACUUCUUGGCCCUGACCAGUGGAUUGUGACACCAAAUGACCCUGAGUGCAUUCUGCCACCACUGUUUAAGAGAGGUGCAGGGAGGCCCAAAAAAUUGAGAAGGAGGGACCCAUAUGAUGACCCUAAUCCAAACAAGUUGAAGAGAGGAGGUGCUUUUGUGAGGUGUAGCAGGUGCAACCAGUAUGGACACAAUAAGAAAGGCUGCAAAAACCCAAUUGAAGAAUAGAUAGAGAUAGAUGCAGCAGAGCUUGAUGCCCAGAUGGAUGCAGUACUGGAGAAAUUGAUGGAGACUGAAUCACAACAGACCAUUGCAGCUCCAGCUCCAGGUGAUGAAACACACCAACCAACAACUGGUCAGAAUAAGAAAGAGAAAAAAGGUAAUAAGAGGUGCAGUGUGUGCAAGCAAUAUGGUCACUAUAAGACAAGUUGUAAGAAAUACCCAAAGGAAACCCCCAAUGAACCAACUUCUCUACCUAGGAUUGUGAUAAGGGAACCAACUUCUGCUACUGUCCAAGUCCCUCACAAUAAUGGAAAACAG